UAUAGUUGCGUUUUAAAUUUCUAACUCUGAUUUACAUAAAUUAGCAAUAAAGCCUUUAAAAAUGGGUGCCAUAUUAAUUUGAAUGAAAAGGUGUGUUUCAAAAAGUUAAAAAUACCGAGGUAGUAAAUGUUUCUAUUUUACUUAAUAAAUACAAAUUUUAGUAAAUGAAAAAAAUAUGGAAUAAUUCAAAAAAUCUUGAAUGUUUAACGAGUUGUAACUGAAUAAACUAAUUGAAUACAAUUUUUUAACAUUUAAGAAUUGUCUAAAAAAAACAUGCAUUGUGAUUUACUUUUAAAAAAGAGUUUUUUAAAUGAGUUUUGUACCGAACAAAAAGUGAAUUUUUAUUCAAUGUUUUUUUAACAAACAUUUCGAAGUUUUAAAUGAUAAUUGUGCUCAGUAACAAAAAACACCUCACGUAAAUAAGAUUCCGACCAUAUAUGUACAUAAACGUAAUUCAUUAUCAGUUCAAUUUAUUGAUUUCAAAAUAAUCUUUCACUUAGAGUAAACUUUGCAAUAUUUUCUUGUGAUUCAAUAAAUGUUGAAGUUUUGAUUCCUUGAUUGAUAUGUUUUUUGGAUGGUAUACAAAAAAAUUGGCUAAUUUAAUGCUCGCAUGGUUUUGGCUAAUUAAAGAAUUUCUUCUAAAUUUGGGUUCGCAAGUCUUUAUCACGGAAACUGUACACAAUUUUAGUUCAUUGUGAAAGCUACAUUUAGCCGUUGAGAAACUAUUUGGAAUUAAAUUGAAAUUAUGGCCAAGAAAACUGAAAUAAUGUCUAUGGACGAUGCUCUGGAUGAAACAAAAUUCGGAAAGUUUAAUUACAUGAUCAUUUUUAUAUCUGCAAUGAUUAUGAUUAAUGUCGUCCUGGAAUGUGUGGGAAUUAGUUUCGUUUUACCUGUGAUCAAUUGUGAUAUGAAUUUAUCUUUUCAAAAGAAAGGAAUACUCGGUGCUGUAAGUUUUCUGGGAAUGAUUUCCAGCUCACAUUUGUGGGGUUUUUUAGCUGAUACAACUGGACGAAGAAAUGUUAUAAGGCCAACCUUGAUUGUUGGAUAUUUUGUGAGUGCCAUCUCGAGUUUGUCUCCAAACUUUUGGACUUUUGUUGUCUUGCGAUACAUCAAUGGGUUUUUGUUAUGUGGUGGUUCUGCAACAAUUUUCGCCUAUCUUGGGGAAUUUCACUGCAACAAGCUCAGAAACCGUGCUAUUAUGGCGUCUGCAUUUAUUUCUGCAGCCACAGCCAUCUUGCUUCCGGUUUCAGCUUGGGUUGUUAUAAACCAAAAUUGGUCAUAUGACAUUCCGUUUCUGGAUUUAACAUACAAACCAUGGAGAUUGUAUAUAGGAGUAAUUGGGACUAUUGGAUUACUGUGUGGAAUAAGUCUAUUUUACAUUCCUGAGAGUCCCAAAUAUCUGCUGUGUGUUGGGAAGGAAGAGGCUGCCAUUAAAGUGUUAAAAAAGAUGUAUGCAAUCAAUACCGGUAAUAGUCGUGAGAGUUUUGAGAUCACUUCAAUUAAACCUGAUAAUGAGGAAAUACAAAGAUUCAAAGUGAAGAAUGGGAAGAGUGCUUCGGCAAUUGUUAAGUUGAUGUGGAAUCAAACAAUUCCACUGUUUUUGCGAGAACACUGUAAAAAAACAUUACUGUCGUGUUUUAUUCAAUUUUGGCUAUUCUACGCAGCUCAUGGAUUCUACAUGUGGUUUCCUUUUAUUCUCAACAAGGUUAUGCUGUAUACCAAAUUACAUCCAGAUGCAAGGCUUGAAAUUUGUGAAAUUGUUUAUUCAAUGCAAGAAACCGUAAUGACUAAUGCAACAUUUGUGGAAAAGAGUUGUAGUGCAGUUUUGGAAUCAUCAACUUAUGAACAUACUUUAGCACUUGAGUUUAUAUAUUUGGGUGUGUUUUUGGGAACAGGAUAUUUUAUAGGGAAAUUUGGAAGGACUCCCAAUCUUUUCAUUGUUUUAUUUAUGUGUGGUGCAUGUGGGGCCUUGAGUGCAGUAGUAACGGUGCCAAUAAUCGCUGUGUAUCUUCAAGUUAUUUUACUUUUAUGCGGGAUAGCAACAUCAGUUGUUAAUAUAAUUGUUGUAGACAUAUAUCCCACAAAUCUCAGAGCAAUGGCGGUUUGUAUAUCUCUAAUGUUGGGUAGAAUAGGAAGUGUAACUGGAACAAAUGUUGUUGGUAUACUGAUUGAAGACCAUUGUAAAAUUUCACUGCUUACAGCCAGUGUUCCAUUAAUAAUAUGUGCAUUUUUAUCAUUACUAUUACCAAAUGGUGAAGAACCGAAGAAGAAGAAAAUCACAAAUGAUUUAGCUGCUUAGGACAAAAAAAAUAUGUAUCUUUAGUUUUGCAUAAUUUAAUUUUUGUACAGAAACAAAUAACUUUUGCGAUAAGAGUAUUAAAAAUGUAUAUAUUAA
This is a messenger RNA of Eupeodes corollae, 2395 nucleotides long. Its product is annotated as synaptic vesicle glycoprotein 2B-like. Lineage: Eukaryota; Metazoa; Arthropoda; Insecta; Diptera; Syrphidae. Gene Ontology annotation, biological process: transmembrane transport. Bases 746 to 2299 code for a protein of 517 amino acids. Gene Ontology annotation, molecular function: transmembrane transporter activity. The record is from RefSeq and is a predicted model, not a curated record. The transcript has 8 exons.